Molecule: messenger RNA, 1248 nt
Organism: Phytophthora nicotianae INRA-310
Lineage: Eukaryota; Oomycota; Peronosporomycetes; Peronosporales; Peronosporaceae
Exons: 1
Coding region: 66-860 (264 amino acids)
Biological process (GO): site-specific DNA replication termination at RTS1 barrier; mitotic DNA replication termination
Cellular component (GO): nucleus
Source: RefSeq, a predicted model, not a curated record
UUAUAGUCUCAAAUGGUCUACUGACCCAUUUCCAAGACUAUUCCAGAAGAAAGUAAAACUAAACCAUGGGAAACGAUGGCGGAGUGAUCGCCGUGAAGCGCAAGUUCAUGCGCCACGCAAACGUCAAGGCGCGCGGAGAGAAGGCGGACCAAGAAGCACUACGUCUGGAGAAGGCACGUACCUGCGCUCUAUCCUCAGAGCCGCUGCGCGAACCUAUAGUGGCGUGUCGUUUGGGCAAUCUGUUCAACAAGCAGGAGCUGCUGGAGCGUUUACUGGCUAAAUCGAUGCCCGAGCGAUUCCGCCACAUCACGUCGCUUAAGGACGUCGUAGCGUGUCGUGUGACGCGCGAGAAGAAAGAGGAGGGUGCACUCUGGAGCUGCCCCGUCACAAUGGUCGAGUUUAACGGCAAGCAGGCGUUUGUAGUGCUCUUCUCGUGCGGCUGCGUACUUUCGGAACGUGCUCUUAAGGCCGUCAAUACCAAAGAGUGUCUGGUGUGUGGCAAAUCGUUUGGAGAGCAGGAUGUUGUGACGCUGCUGCUGGAUGACGAGCAAUACGAGACGAAGCAAGAGAAGCUGCUGGAGCUCAAGGCCGAAGAGAAACGCGCCAAGAAGAACAAGAAGAAGGCAAAGGAGGACAAAAUGCACGACAAAGGAAAGAAGAACAAAAGGAAGCUGGAGCAUUUGGGUGAGAUGAAGGAUGCGAGACUCUCCAAAAUCGUCAAGGACGCGAGUGAAUCCAUCUCGAAGGCCAAAGAGAAGAGCCAAGUGUUUGCGUCAAUCUUCUCCAAGGAGAAGAAAGAGAAGGCGAGUGCCAACGAUCUGCUCAUGACUAUCGGUGGUAUGCGUUACACGCUGUCGUAAAUCCUGAGUCUAGAUUCCUACAUAUUUAAUGCUUUGGAAAAGAUCAGCACGGUCCUUUAUUGAUCAACUUUGAGACCAGACUUUUGCCGAGCCAUCGAUGCAGCCAGUAACAAACAUGCUACUCUCAGGAUGACAUGCGAGUGCCCGAACGGGCUUGUUGUGCGCAACACAUGAGCGCUUGUGCGUUGCGUCCACGAGAUCCCACCAGUAGAUUUUUCCGUCCUCGGAGCCACUAAGCACGAAGGCUCCGUCACUUGAGAAUCCGCAUUCGAUUUUGUAAUCUUGCACGCUGUGGCCACGAUAGCUAGGACACGACGUAAGGAAUUAGUAAAUGAAAUUGGAGUAGUAGUACUAUUCAUGCGAUCGUACCUCUUGACUUCUGUACCGU